Molecule: messenger RNA, 1008 nt
Organism: Panonychus citri (citrus red mite)
Lineage: Eukaryota; Metazoa; Arthropoda; Arachnida; Trombidiformes; Tetranychidae
Product: CAP-Gly domain-containing linker protein 1-like
Exons: 1
Coding region: 1-1008 (335 amino acids)
Biological process (GO): cytoplasmic microtubule organization
Cellular component (GO): cytoplasm; microtubule plus-end; nucleus
Molecular function (GO): microtubule plus-end binding
Source: RefSeq, a predicted model, not a curated record
AUGAUACAAAGUAAUUCAGUUUCUACAAAUGAAUUAAAUCUGUGUCCCCAAUUUUCCGAUAAAAUGUCAACCAAUGGAUCCUUUUUUAUACCUGAGAUAAAAAAGUCGACUCCCUGUGAAGGUGAUUUCCAAAUCGGUGAUAAAAUUUACGUUAACGGUGUCAAACCGGGAAUAAUUCGUUACCUUGGUGAGACAAGUUUCUCUUCAGGUAAAUGGUCUGGUAUCGAAUUGGAAGAUAAUUCUGGUAAAAACGAUGGUUCCGUUGGUGGAAUUAAAUAUUUCUCAUGUCAACCAAACCAUGGAAUUUUUGUUCGACCCCAUCGAUUAACCUGUGAACCAAUUCCAGAGAAAACUUCAUCGUCCACCGUUUCCUCAUCGAUUAACGGUGAAACCACAGCGACAACCACUCGAUGUACAUCAUCAACUUUAACCUCAUCAAUUCGUAAAACUCCCAGUAAAUCAAUUAAAUCAUCUAAUCACCUUAAGUCAUCAGUUAACAGCGAAAAAUUGAGACAAGGUAUCCUUCGAGCUUUGGACUCUUCUGGUCUUGGUAAAUCCCAUCGAAACUAUUACUUGGGUAAGAAUAAAGAAUCAAGGACAACUUUAGAUCAAAGGAUUUCAACCAUUGAAAAUGAUGUUCGACAAUUGCGAUCAGAUAAAUCAAAAUUAGCCGAUAUGCUGGUUGACCAAUUAACUAUGGUCAAGGAAGAUAAUGGUGACCUUAGUGAUCAAGUUGUCUCUUUACAAAUUGACAAUAUUGCUCUUCACAUGAGAAUCGAUGAGCUAAAUAAACUCUGGACUUGUAAUAAAUUGUUGGUUAAAACGUUGGAAUUGGUAAUUGGUGAAUGGAGGAAAGAUGUACAAUCAAAGGACAGCGGUAAUCAGGCAUUGAGAGAAGCUUUAAUUCAAACCAAUUCUCUUAAUCGUCAAUUGAUGAUGAUGAUUUCCAACGAAAAGAAAAGGAAAAAUGAUGAUCUACAACGAAUGAAGCAACAAUUAACUAAUUAG